Pelobates fuscus (common spadefoot toad) is the source of this 16098-nucleotide messenger RNA. RefSeq names its product ryanodine receptor 3 (gene RYR3). Gene Ontology annotation, biological process: striated muscle contraction; release of sequestered calcium ion into cytosol by sarcoplasmic reticulum; intracellular calcium ion homeostasis. Gene Ontology annotation, cellular component: smooth endoplasmic reticulum; sarcolemma; calcium channel complex. NCBI's taxonomy places the organism in Eukaryota, Metazoa, Chordata, Amphibia, Anura, Pelobatidae. The record is from RefSeq and is a predicted model, not a curated record. The transcript is spliced from 103 exons. Gene Ontology annotation, molecular function: protein binding; ryanodine-sensitive calcium-release channel activity; calcium ion binding. Bases 83 to 14686 code for a protein of 4867 amino acids.
AUAUCGCUAGAAAAGACGCACAGCAAGCUGAGCUGCCAGUGGAGGCGAGCAGAGUCUUAGCAGAGCUGACUCCUCAAGAGCCAUGGCUGAAGGGGGCGACGUGGAGGAUGAGAUUCAAUUCCUCCGGACUGAUGAUGAAGUUGUCCUUCAGUGUGUUGCCAAUAUACACAAAGAACAGAGAAAAUUCUGCUUGGCAGCUGAGGGUCUUGGGAAUCGACUGUGCUUCUUGGAACCAACCUCAGAAGCUAAAUAUGUUCCGCCAGACCUUUGCAUCUGUAAUUUUGUGCUGGAGCAGUCCCUAUCUGUCAGGGCCCUUCAAGAAAUGUUGGCAAACACUACAGGAAAUGGCAGUGAAGGGGCCUCACAAGGAGGAGGACAUAGGACAUUACUGUAUGGUCAUGCAAUACUGCUUCGACAUUCAUUCAGUGGAAUGUAUUUAACAUGUUUGACAACAACAAGAUCAAUGACGGACAAACUUGCAUUUGACGUUGGUCUGCAGGAUACUUCAACAGGAGAGGCCUGCUGGUGGACAAUACAUCCAGCUUCCAAACAGAGGUCGGAAGGAGAGAAAGUUCGAAUUGGUGAUGAUCUGAUUUUAGUCAGCGUUUCUUCUGAAAGAUACCUUCAUCUCUCUAUAUCCAAUGGGAUGGGAAACAUUCAAGUUGAUGCCUCAUUUAUGCAGACUCUGUGGAAUGUACAUCCAACGUGCUCUGGAAGCAGUGUUGAAGAAGGUUAUCUUCUUGGUGGACAUGUGGUUCGGUUUUUCCAUGGACAUGAUGAAUGCUUGACAAUACCAUCUACUGACCCUGCCGAGGCCCAGCACAGGAAAGUCAACUACGAAGCAGGAGGAGCAGGUGUUCGUGCCAGGUCAUUAUGGCAAGUGGAGCCCCUAAGAAUAAGCUGGAGUGGAAGUCACAUUCGUUGGGGUCAGACAUUCCGCCUUCGCCAUAUCACAACUGGGCAGUAUUUGGCACUGACAGAGGACCAAGGAUUAGUGCUACAAGACAGAACAAAGUCAGAUACAAAGUCAUCAGCCUUCUGCUUCAAAGUAUCCAAAGAAAAGUUGGACUCUGGCCAAAAACGAGACAUUGAUGGAAUGGGAGUAGCAGAGAUUAAGUAUGGAGAUUCCAUUUGCUUUAUCCAACAUGUUGACAGCGGCCUCUGGUUGACCUAUAAAUCUCAAGAUGCCAAAACAGCACGUCUCGGACCAGUAAAAAGAAGGGCAAUCCUGCACAUUGAGGGACAUAUGGAUGAUGGUGUCACUUUACAGAAAUGUCAGCACGAAGAGUCCCAAGCUGCAAGAAUCAUCCGUAACACCACUGCCUUGUUUAGUCAGUUUAUAAGUGAUUUGGAUUCUCUGACUGGAAACAACCGGACAGUUACAACCCCCAUCACCCUGCCUAUUGAGGAGGUAGUUCAAACCCUGCAAGACUUGAUUGCUUAUUUCAAGCCUCCCGAAGAAGAACUAGAACAUGAAGACAAACAAAAUAAGCUCCGUUCACUAAAAAAUAGACAAAACCUAUUUAAAGAGGAGGGAAUGCUGGCACUGGUGUUGAACUGCAUUGACCGUCUGAAUGUGUACAUCAGUGCAGCACACUUUGCCGAAUUCAUAGGAGAAAAAGCAGGGCCAGCAUGGAAGGAAAUUCUGAACCUUCUCUACGUGUUAUUAGCUGCCCUGAUUCGUGGUAACAGAAGUAAUUGUGCACAAUUUUCUAAUAACCUGGAUUGGCUUAUUAGUAAAUUAGAGCGUCUUGAAUCUUCGUCAGGUAUAUUGGAGGUUCUGCACUGCAUCUUAAUAGAAAGUCCAGAAGCUUUAAACCUAAUUGAGAAGGGACAAAUCCGAUCCGUAAUUUCCCUUCUGGACAAGCAUGGACGAAACUGCAAGGUUCUGGACGUCCUCUGUUCUCUUUGUGUAUGUAAUGGAGUUGCGGUGCGUACAAACCAGAACCUCAUUUGCGAUAACUUGCUGCCCAGAAGAGAUUUACUUUUACAAACACGUUUGGUGAAUGAUGUCACAAGUAUGAGGCCAAACAUUUUUCUGGGAGUGGCGGAGGGAUCGGCGCAAUACAAGAAGUGGUACUUUGAGAUGAUCAUAGACCAGGUGGAUCCAUUUCUGACUCCAGAACCCACUCAUCUGCGUGUUGGCUGGGCCUCCACGUCUGGCUAUGCUCCGUACCCUGGUGGAGGCGAAGGAUGGGGAGGCAAUGGGGUGGGUGAUGAUCUUUUCUCCUAUGGUUUUGAUGGUCUCCAUUUGUGGUGUGGCCGGGUACCCAGGGCAGUGGCCUCAACUAAUCAGCAUCUACUGGCAUCCGAUGAUGUGGUCAGCUGUUGUUUGGACUUAGGGGUGCCAAGCAUUUCAUUCCGUAUUAAUGGGCAACCAGUCCAAGGCAUGUUUGAGAACUUUAACACCGAAGGCCUCUUUUUUCCAGUAGUGAGCUUUUCUGCUGGGGUCAAAGUCCGUUUUCUUCUUGGUGGUCGUCAUGGGGAGUUCAAAUUUCUACCACCUGCUGGCUAUGCCCCGUGCUACGAGGCUUUACUUCCAAAAGAGAAGAUGAGAGUAGAACCUGUGAAAGAAUACAAGAGGGACUUUGACGGAGUUCGUGAUUUACUUGGCACAACGCACUUUCUCUCACAGGCCUCAUUCAUUCCCUGCCCCAUUGACACUAGUCAGAUCGUUUUGCCUCCUCAUCUAGAAAAGAUCCGAGACAAGUUGGCUGAAAACAUCCAUGAACUUUGGGGCAUGAAUAAAAUUGAGCUAGGGUGGAUCUAUGGAAAGGUACGAGAUGAUAAUAAAAGACAGCAUCCUUGCUUGGUUGAGUUCUCAAAACUACCAGAAACAGAGAAGAACUACAACCUUCAGAUGUCCACUGAGACAUUAAAAACGCUGUUGGCCCUGGGAUGCCUCAUUGUUCACUCAAAUCAAACAGCCGAAGAAAAUCUGAAGAAAGUUAAACUCCCUAAAAACUAUGUGAUGUCCAAUGGGUACAAACCUGCCCCACUGGAUCUCUCUGAUGUAAAGUUGUUACCAGCGCAAGAAGUUCUAGUUGAUAAGCUUGCCGAGAAUGCACACAAUGUUUGGGCAAAAGAUAGAAUUAAACAAGGAUGGACCUAUGGCAUCCAGCAGGAUCUAAAGAAUAAACGCAAUCCACGCUUGGUGCCAUAUGCUUUACUAGAUGAACGGACUAAGAAAUCUAAUCGAGACAGCUUGCGUGAAGCUGUCAGAACAUUUAUUGGCUACGGGUAUAACAUUGAGCCGCCAGACCAAGAAAUCACUGACCAAAUGAUGGAGCGGGUCAGCAUUGAUAAGAUUCGCUUCUUCAGGGUGGAGAAAACAUAUUCUGUGGAAAGUGGGAAAUGGUAUUUUGAGUUUGAAGUGGUGACUGGAGGUGACAUGCGUGUGGGCUGGGCAAGACCUGGGUGCAGACCUGAUAUUGAACUUGGAGCAGACGAUCAGGCUUUUGUAUUUGAGGGAAGCAGGGCUCAGUGUUGGAAUAUGGGCAGCUCCUUCUUUGGUCGGAACUGGCAACCAGGAGAUGUUGUUGGAUGUAUGAUUAAUUUAGAGGACAAAUCGAUGAUCUUCACGCUGAAUGGUGAAUUGCUGAUCACCAAUCAAGGGUCUGAGCUGGCAUUCGCAGACUUUGAAAUUGAGAAUGGUUUUGUCCCUGUCUGCUCUUUGGGAUUAUCGCAGAUUGGACGUAUGAAUCUGGGGAAAGAUGCCAGCACCUUCAAGUACUUUACAAUGUGUGGACUGCAGGAAGGUUUUCAACCCUUUGCGGUCAACAUGAACAGAGAUGUCACCAUGUGGUUCAGCAAACGCCUACCCACCUUUGUCAAUGUGCCGAAACAUCAUUCUCAUAUUGAGGUAACACGGAAAGAUGGAACGGUAGAAAGCCCUCCAUGUCUGAAGGUCACACACAAAACAUUUGGCACACAAAACAGCAAUGAGGAUAUGAUAUACUGUAGGUUGAGUAUGCCUGUCGAGUUCCAUUCUGCAUUCACCAAUGAAGAGAACUUCCAGAAGAGAAUCCAUCUUCAGGACGCAUCCAUGCACAACACCACAUCUUAUUAUUAUUCUGUGAGAGUAUUUGCUGGCCAAGACCCCUCCUCUGUGUGGGUUGGUUGGGUGACCCCUGAUUACCAUUUCUACAGUGAAAAGUUUGACUUGAGCAAGAAUCGCACUGUGACUGUCACUUUAGGGGAUGAACGAGGAAGAGUGCACGAAAGUGUAAAACGUAGUAAUUGUUACAUGGUAUGGGGAGGUGACCUCUCACCCGGCUCCCAGAGGUCCAGCCGCAGCAAUGUAGACGUUGAAAUUGGGUGCCUUGUUGACUUAGCGGCUGGGCUGUUGUCCUUCACUACUAAUGGAAAAGACCUCGGAACUUGCUACCAGGUUGAACCGAACACCAAGCUGUUUCCAGCAGUCUUCCUGCAACCAACCAGCACAAAUCUCUUUCAGUUCGAGCUUGGAAAAUUAAAGAAUACAAUGCCCCUUUCUGCUGCAAUAUUUAAAAGUGAGGAAAAGAACCCAGUGCCACAGUGCCCUCCUCGCUUGGAUGUGCAAACCAUCACUCCGGUUCUUUGGAGCCGCAUGCCAAACAUCUUCUUAAAGGUUGAUACAGAGCGUGUGAGUGAGCGUCAUGGCUGGGUGGUACAGUGUCUGGAACCUUUGCAGAUGAUGGCCUUACACAUACCCGAGGAAAACAGGUGCAUUGAUAUAUUGGAGCUCUCUGAGCAGGAAGACCUGAUGAAGUUUCAUUAUCACACCCUGAAACUAUACUGUGCUGUAUGUGCGCUGGGCAAUAAUCGUGUAGCGCAUGCAUUGUGUAGCCACGUGGAUCAGUCACAGCUUCUCUACACUAUCGAUAACCAGUACCUGCCAGGUUUACUGAGGUCAGGCUUCUAUGACCUGCUCAUUAGCAUCUACCUAGAGUCUGCCAAAGAAGGCAAACUCACGAUGAACAAUGAGUUUAUCAUUCCUAUCACUGAUGAGACUCGGCAGAUCGAACUCUAUCCUGAUGAAUCCAAGAGGCAUGGACUGCCGGGUGUUGGCCGCAGUACCUGUUUGAAAUCCGACCUCCACUUUACAAUACCUUGUUUUUUAUUGGUUGGUGAAGAACGGCAGCAGCAUGGUCCAGAGAUUCCAGUGGACAUCUUGAAGUCCAAAGCCAUUGGGAUGCUGACCGAAGCUGUGCAGAGCAGUGGGGAUCACAUACGAGACCCUGUAGGGGGCAAAGCAGAAUUCCAGUUCGUGCCAGUGCUCAAGCUUAUUGCUACGUUGCUAAUUAUGGGUGUGUUUGAGGAUGAGGAUGUCCAGCAGAUCCUUCUGCUUAUUGAUCCAAAUGUUUUUGGUGAUCAUAAAGAAGAGGAAGAAGAAGAUAGAUGUGAGAAAGAGGAAGUUGCACAAGAUGAAGAAAAGGCUGUGGAAGCUGGUGAAAAGGCUACAAGAGAUGCCAACGCUCCUGUAAAAGGUUUGCUACAGACACGGCUCCCGGAGUCUGUCAAACUCCAGAUGUGCGAGCUGCUCCAUUAUUUCUGUGACUGUGAACUGAAACACAGAGUUGAAUCGAUUGUUUCGUUCUCUGAUAACUUUGUGUCAAAGCUACAGUACAAUCAGAAAUUCCGAUACAAUGAGCUGAUGUUGGCAAUGAACAUGUCUGCUGCUCUAACUGCCAAGAAAACAAGGGAGUUCCGGUCACCUCCACAGGAGCAGAUUAACAUGCUUCUGAAUUUCCAUCUUCAUGAUGACUGUCCUUGUCCUGAGGAGAUUCGGGAUGAGCUCUACGAAUUUCAUGAAGAUCUUCUCAUGCAUUGCGGUAUUCCACUGGAGGAGGAGGAAGAAGAAGGGGAGGAUACAUCAUGGACCGGUCGGCUCCGUUCCUUGGUAUAUAAAAUUAAAGGACGGUCAAAGACAGAAGAAAACGAUCCAGCAGAGGAGGAAGAGAAAUCUCCUACUACACUGAAGGAACUCAUAUCACAGACCAUGGUGCGUUGGGCUCAAGAAGAUCACAUCCAGGAUCCAGAACUAGUGCGCAUCAUGUUUAGCCUCCUGCGUCGGCAGUAUGACAGCAUUGGAGAGCUAUUACAAGCCAUGAGAAAAACCUAUACCAUCAGUGCAGCCUCCGUGGAAGACACUAUUAACCUGCUGGCAUCUCUGGGGCAAAUACGCUCCUUGCUCAGUGUUCGGAUGGGCAAAGAGGAGGAAAUGUUAAUGAUUGAUGGCCUGGGUGACAUAAUGAACAACAAGGUAUUUUAUCAGCAUCCAAAUUUGAUGCGUGUUUUGGGGAUGCACGAGACCGUUAUGGAAGUCAUGGUGAAUGUAUUGGGUGGAGACAAGUCUCAGCAAAUCACGUUCCCCAAAAUGGUGGCAAGUUGCUGCAGAUUUUUAUGCUACUUCUGCAGAAUUAGCAGGCAGAACCAAAAGGCCAUGUUUGAGCAUCUUGGCUACUUGUUGGAAAACAGCAGUGUUGGACUAGCAUCCCCAUCAAUGAGAGGCUCCACUCCUCUGGAUGUUGCUGCAGCCUCGGUAAUGGACAACAAUGAACUAGCUCUGGCUCUGCAGGAACCAGACUUGGAAAAAGUUGUUACAUACCUGGCAGGAUGUGGCCUGCAGAGUUGCCUGAUGCUCAUAGCCAAGGGCUAUCCUGACAUUGGAUGGAAUCCCAUAGAAGGGGAACGAUACCUAUCUUUUCUGCGUUUUGCUGUUUUUGUCAACUGUGAGAGCGUCGAAGAGAACGCCAGUGUGGUGGUGAAGCUGCUUAUCAGACGCCCUGAGUGUUUUGGGCCAUCACUGAGAGGAGAGGGAGGAAAUGGUUUGCUUUCGGCAAUGCAGGAAGCUAUUAACAUUUCUGAGAACCCGGCUUUGGACCUUCCUUCUCAGGGGUAUCAGAGGGAAGUGGUCGAAGAAGAUGAAGAAGAAGAAGAGAUUGUACACAUGGGAAAUGCUAUAAUGUCCUUUUAUUCUGCACUUAUUGAUCUUCUGGGACGUUGCGCGCCGGAACCCCAUUUGAUCCAGGCUGGUAAAGGUGAAGCUAUCCGGAUCCGAUCCAUCCUCCGUUCACUUGUGCCCACUGAGGAUCUGGUUGGGAUCAUUAGUAUUCCCCUAAAACUGCCUGCAUUUAACAAAGAUGGUUCUGUAUUUGAGCCUGACAUGGCGGCCAGCUUCUGCCCAGAUCACAAGGCCCCCAUGGUGCUUUUUCUAGACCGUGUCUAUGGUAUUAAGGACCAAAGCUUCCUCCUCCAUCUGUUGGAGGUGGCGUUCUUACCUGAUCUACGAGCAUCUGCCUCUCUCGACACAGCUUCACUGAGUGUCACGGAGAUGGCUCUGGCUCUGAACCGAUAUAUUUGCUCAGCAGUCCUCCCACUACUCACACGAUGUGCUCCUCUCUUCACCGGCACGGAACAUUACGCAGCACUGAUUGAUUCCACACUGCAUACAAUCUACAGGCUCUCCAAAGGCCGUUCUCUCACCAAGGCUCAGCGAGACACAAUUGAGGAGUGUCUGCUCUCAAUCUGCCAUCAUCUACGCCCUUCUAUGCUCCAACAGUUGUUGCGACGUCUGGUUUUUGAUGUUCCAUUACUCAACGAAUACUGCAAAAUGCCCCUAAAGCUCUUAACAAACCAUUAUGAGCAGUGCUGGAAGUAUUACUGCCUCCCCUCGGGAUGGGGGAGCUAUGGAUUGGCCUCUGAGGAAGAACUGCACUUAACAGAGAAGCUGUUCUGGGGGAUAUUUGAUUCUCUCUCUCAUAAGUUCCUAUCUCUCCUGCAGAAGUAUGAAGCUGAGCUCUUCAGAAUGUCUAUGCCCUGUCUCAGUGCCAUAGCUGGCGCUUUGCCACCAGAUUAUGUUGAUACCAGAAUUAAAGCCACUCCUGAGAAGCAGAUGUCUGUGGAUUCGGAGGGGAAUUUUGACCCCAAACCCAUCAAUACUGCCAAUCUCACAUUGCCUGAAAAGCUUGAAUAUAUUGUCAAUAAAAAUGCAGAACAUUCCCACGAUAAAUGGGCUUGUGAUAAGAUACACAGUGGAUGGAAAUAUGGAUUAUCUCUUGAUGAAAAUACUAAAACUCACCCACUUCUGCGACCUUAUAAGACAUUGUCUGAAAAGGAGAAAGAAAUUUAUCGCUGGCCUAUCAGAGAGUCGGUCAAAACUAUGUUGGUAAUGGGCUGGAGCGUGGAACGGACCAAGGAAGGAGAAGCUUUGGCUCUGCACAGGGAGAAUGAGAAGAUGCGUAGUAUAUCCCAAACAAGCCAGGGAAAUGGUUACAGCCCUACCCCAAGUGAUUUGAGCAAUGUUGUACUCUCCAGAGAGCUGCAGGGAAUGGUUGAAGUGAUGGCGGAAAACUACCAUAACAUUUGGGCAAAAAAGAAAAAGAUGGAACUGGAGAGCAAAGGUGGGGGAAGCCACCCAUUGCUGGUUCCAUAUGACACCUUAACAGCAAAAGAGAAAGCUCGAGAUCGAGAGAAGGCUCAGGAGCUUUUCAAGUUCCUGCAAGUGAACGGAUAUGCCAUAUCCAGGGGAUUGAAGGAUAUGGAGCUGGACGCUUCCUCCAUGGAGAAGAGAUUUGCUUUUAAAUUCUUGAAAAAGGUUCUCCAAUACGUGGACUCUGCACAGGAGUUCAUUGCACAUUUGGAGGCUGUUGUUGGCAGUGGUAAAAGUGAGAAAUCCCCACACGAACAAGAAAUCAAAUUUUUUGCAAAGGUUCUACUCCCGCUAGUUGACCAGUACUUUAAGAACCAUUGCCUCUACUUUCUCUCCUCCCCAAUUAAAACUCUCAGCAGCAGCGGGUAUGCCUCAAACAAAGAAAAAGAGAUGGUGGCAAGUCUGUUCUGCAAACUGGCAGCUCUUGUCAGACAUAGGAUUUCACUCUUUGGAAGUGAUUCUUCCACCAUGGUGAGCUGUCUACACAUACUCGCCCAAACACUUGACACACGUACAGUGAUGAAGUCUGGAUCAGAAUUGGUGAAGGCUGGUGUUCGUGCUUUUUUUGAAAAUGCUGCUGAAGAUCUUGAGAAAACCUUAGAGAACCUUAAGCUGGGGAAAUUUACUCACUCAAGAACCCAAAUGAAAGGCGUUUCACAGAAUAUUAAUUACACCACAGUGGCCCUCUUGCCAAUCUUAACUUCCAUCUUUGAGCAUGUGGCCCGCCAUCAGUUUGGAGUGGAUUUGCUUUUGGAUGAUGUGCAAGUUUCCUGUUAUCGAAUCCUGUGCAGUCUCUACUCCCUUGGGACAGGAAAGAACAUCUAUGUUGAAAGGCAGCGACCGGCUCUGGGAGAGUGUUUGGCAGCUCUGGCUGGGGCAAUUCCAGUAGCUUUUCUUGAACCCUCUCUAAACCAUAACAACCCACUUUCGGUUUUCAACACCAAGUCUCCCCGAGAGCGUGCUAUUCUUGGAAUGCCAGACACGGUAGAAGAAAUGUGUUCAGAUAUGCCACACUUGGAAGGAUUGAUGAAAGAGAUUAAUGAACUGGCAGAGUCUGGAGCUAGGUACAAUGACAUGCCACAUGUUAUCGAGGUCAUUUUGCCCAUGCUGUGCAAUUAUCUGUCCUACUGGUGGGAGAGGGGUACAGAAAAUGUGCCGGAAAAUGCCAGGCCAUGCUGUACACAAGUUACAUCAGAACACCUAAGUGUCAUCCUUGGUAACAUUCUUAAGAUCAUCAACAACAACCUGGGAAUAGACGAGGCUUCGUGGAUGAAGAGAAUUGCAGUUUAUGCUCAACCAAUUAUCAGCAAGGCUCAGCCCGACCUCCUGAAAAGUCAUUUCAUUCCGACGCUGGAGAAACUGAAAAAGAAAGCGAUAAAAAUUGUGCAGGAGGAGGAACUGCUAAAAGCAGACAGCAAGUCGGACACUCAGGAGGCUGAACUUCUCAUUCUCGAUGAGUUUGCUGUGUUGUGUAGGGAUCUCUAUGCCUUCUAUCCUAUGCUGAUCCGAUAUGUGGACAAUAACAGAUCCAACUGGCUGAAAAAGCCAAACAUUGAGUCUGAUGAGCUCUUCCGAAUGGUGGCCGAAGUCUUCAUUCUGUGGUGCAAAUCUCAUAAUUUUAAGAGAGAAGAACAGAAUUUUGUGAUUCAGAAUGAGAUCAAUAAUUUGGCAUUUCUAACUGGAAACAACAAGAGCAAGAUGUCAAAAUCUGGUGGACAAGACCAAGAACGGAAAAGGACAAAGCGUCGGGGUGACCUUUAUUCUAUACAAACCUCCCUAAUUGUGGCUGCCCUGAAAAAGAUGCUGCCUAUUGGACUGAACAUGUGCACCCCAGGGGACCAAGAGCUGAUCUCAUUGGCAAAGAGCAGAUACAGCCUGAAAGAUACAGAUGAUGAAGUGAAAGAACAUUUACGUAGCAACCUCCAUCUGCAGGAAAGGUCGGAAGACCCUGCGGUGAAGUGGCAGCUUAAUCUUUACAAGGAUAUUCUGAGAAAUGAAGAGCAGGAUUCAGAAAAGACCGUAGAGCGUGUUCAGAAAAUAUCCGCAGCAGUCUUUCACCUUGAGCAGGUGGAGCAGCCAUUGAGAUCUAAAAAAGCUGUUUGGCACAAGCUUUUGUCGAAGCAGAGGAAGCGAGCUGUGGUGGCUUGUUUCCGCAUGGCUCCAUUGUACAAUCUUCCAAGACACAAAAUUAACAAUUUCUUCCUGAGCUCCUACCAACGCAUUUGGCUGGAAAAAGUACAUGAGAACUCAGACUAUGACAGUCUAAUACUCGUGUUAACGAAACCCAAGAAAACCGACGAGGAAGAAGAAGAGGAGACGGAAAAGAAACCAGAUCCCCUUCACCAGAUAAUUUUACACUUCAGCCGUAAUGCCCUUACUGAGAGGAGCAAAUUGGAAGAGGAUCCCCUCUAUACAGCAUAUGCGGCCAUGAUGGCAAAGAGCUGUCAAAAUGAAGAAGAAGAAGAUGAAGAAAAAGAUAAAACAUUUGAAGAAAAAGAAAUGGAAAAGCAGAAGACCUUGUACCAGCAAGCCCGUCUGCAUGAGAGAGGGGCAGCUGAAAUGGUAUUACAGAUGAUCAGUGCAAGUAAAGGUGAAAUGAGUACCAUGGUUGUGGAAACUCUGAAACUUGGAAUUUCGAUUCUGAAUGGUGGUAACACUGUGGUGCAGCAGAAAAUGCUAGAUUACCUUAAGGAGAAGAAAGAUGCAGGAUUUUUUCAGAGCUUGUCCGGCUUGAUGCAGUCAUGCAGUGUUCUCGAUUUGAAUGCAUUCGAAAGACAGAAUAAGGCAGAAGGCCUUGGGAUGGUCACAGAGGAAGGCACACUCAUUGUUCGGGAAAGAGGAGAGAAGGUAUUGCAGAAUGAUGAAUUCACAAGAGACCUCUUCAGGUUCCUGCAACUUCUGUGUGAAGGCCAUAACAAUGACUUUCAGAAUUUCCUUCGAACUCAAAUGGGAAACACAACUACUGUGAACAUUAUCAUUAGCACAGUGGAUUAUCUGCUUCGCCUUCAGGAAUCCAUCAGUGACUUCUACUGGUAUUACUCUGGAAAAGAGGUUAUCGAUGAAUCUGGCCAACACAACUUUUCAAAGUCUCUGGCUGUUACAAAACAAAUUUUUAAUUCACUAACAGAAUAUAUUCAGGGUCCGUGCAUUGGAAACCAGCAGAGCUUAGCGCACAGUCGACUUUGGGAUGCAGUGGUUGGUUUCCUUCAUGUCUUCGCCAACAUGCAAAUGAAGCUUUCACAGGAUUCUAGUCAAAUAGAGUUGCUGAAGGAAAUGUUAGAUCUUUUGCAGGAUAUGGUGGUGAUGCUCCUUUCCCUUCUAGAAGGGAAUGUAGUAAAUGGGACUAUUGGAAAACAAAUGGUAGACACACUUGUAGAGUCUUCAAGCAACGUAGAGAUGAUUUUGAAGUUCUUUGAUAUGUUUCUGAAGCUGAAAGAUCUAACAAGUUCUGAUACAUUUAAAGAAUAUGAUCCCGAAGGGAAAGGCAUCAUCUCCAAAAAGGAAUUCCAGAAGGCAAUGGAGGGACAGAAGCAAUAUGCUCAGUCUGAAAUUGAAUUCCUACUCUCCUGUGCAGAGGCAGACGAGAAUGAUAUGUUUAAUUAUGUUGAAUUUGUAGACCGAUUUCAUGAACCAGCAAAGGACAUUGGGUUUAAUGUUGCCGUAUUGCUAACUAACCUCUCUGAACACAUGCCAAAUGAUUCCAGACUGCAGUGUCUUUUAGAUCCAGCAAACAGUGUACUUAGUUACUUUUCUCCAUACCUUGGCCGUAUUGAAAUCAUGGGUGGAGCAAAAAGAAUAGAGAGAGUCUACUUUGAAAUAAGCGAGUCAAGCCGAACACAGUGGGAAAAACCUCAGGUCAAAGAGUCCAAGAGGCAAUUUAUAUUUGAUGUGGUCAAUGAGGGAGGAGAACAGGAGAAAAUGGAAUUGUUUGUGAACUUUUGUGAAGACACUAUCUUUGAGAUGCAAUUGGCAUCCCAAAUUUCGGAGUCAGAUACUACAGAGAGGCCAGAGGAUGAGGAAGAUGAUGAACCUCACCAUAUAAUUGAAGUUGGUGAAGAAAACAACGAAUCGCAGUCUGCAGAAUCUCCUUCAGCUUUUAUUGCUGCUUUCACGGCAUUUAAAAAGAAUACCUCCAAUUUCAUUAAAAUGCUUACCUUGAAAAAUGUUGUUAAGCAAUUUCGUAAGGUGAAAAAAAUGACUCUUAAAGAAUUGGUGAAAGUCUUCUUUUCAUUUUUCUGGAUGCUCUUUGUUGGCUUGUUUCAGUUUGUGUUUACUAUAGUAUGGGGAAUAUUUCAGAUUCUUUGGACUACUGUAUUUGGAGGGGGUUUAGUAGAAGGAGCUAAAAACAUUAAAGUCACCAAAAUUCUGGGGGAUAUGCCAGAUCCCACACAAUUUGGAAUUCACGAUGAUGUCCUGGAUGGUGAAAAAGCAGAUGCACUUGAAAACACCAUUUCUAUAGACCUUCCACAUCUUGCUAAAGGAGACAAAGGAGAUGUUGAUAUGCCAGACAUAUUUAGCAUGCAGGCUAAGAAGCAUGGACAAGACAUCGGACUUGGUGAUUUCUCAGAGAUUGCAAGUAUAGAUAGUGCAACCAGUUUGGAGAGCGCCGUCCAUAAAAAGAAAAAAGCUCUUGCGGCUCAGAGUGAAAAGGAACAUGAUGAUGACUUAAAAGUUGAAUCCGAGAAAGCGGACAUGGAAGAUGGUGAGAAGAAGGAUAAAGCUAAAGCAGAAGAAGAAUCUGAAUUUUUGGAAAGCAGAGGGACAUCAAUUAAAAGGAAAAGGCGAGGAAUGAAGAAGGAGCAUCCGGAAGCAUUUAUGGCAAACUUCCUUGCUGGUUUGGAGAUCUACCAAACCAAAACGCUGAAUUAUCUGGCCCGAAACUUCUACAACCUAAGAUUUCUCGCUCUGUUUGUUGCAUUCGCCAUUAACUUCAUUCUGUUAUUCUACAAGGUUACAGAGGAACCAUCAAGUGAAGAGCCGGAUAAUGAUUCCAAUCUGUGGAACUCAUUCCAAGAAGAUGAGGAGGAUGCAGAUGAAGGGGCAGUUUAUUUUGUUCUUCAGGAGAACACCGGUUACAUGGCACCAACUCUCCGAAUCUUGGCUAUUAUUCACACCAUCAUCUCCUUUCUCUGUGUUAUUGGAUAUUACUGUUUGAAGGUUCCGCUGGUGGUAUUUAAACGUGAGAAGGAAAUCGCACGCAAUGUAGAGUUUGAUGGUCUAUACAUUACAGAGCAGCCCUCAGAUGAUGACAUUAAAGGGCAGUGGGAUCGUCUCGUCAUUAAUACUCCGUCAUUUCCUAACAACUACUGGGAUAAAUUUGUUAAAAGAAAGGUUAUCAACAAGUAUGGAGACCUAUAUGGGGCAGACAGAAUUGCAGAACUUCUCGGCCUGGAUAAGAAUGCUCUGGAUUUCAGCCCAGUGGAAAAGACAAAAUCUGAAGAGGGAUCGCUUGUAUCAUGGUUGAGUUCCAUUGAUAUGAAGUAUCACAUCUGGAAACUUGGAGUCGUCUUCACUGACAACUCUUUCCUUUACCUUGCUUGGUACACAACCAUGUCGAUCCUUGGACACUACAACAAUUUCUUCUUUGCUGCUCAUCUCCUUGACAUUGCUAUGGGCUUCAAAACUCUGAGAACCAUUUUAUCUUCAGUCACUCACAAUGGAAAACAAUUGGUGCUUACAGUUGGCCUUCUAGCUGUUGUUGUUUAUCUAUACACGGUUGUGGCCUUCAACUUCUUCCGUAAAUUCUACAACAAAAGUGAGGAUGAGGACGAUCCUGAUAUGAAGUGUGAUGACAUGAUGACGUGCUACCUAUUCCACAUGUACGUGGGAGUGAGAGCUGGAGGUGGGAUUGGAGAUGAGAUUGAGGAUCCUGCGGGGGAUCCUUAUGAAAUGUAUCGCAUCGUGUUUGACAUCACUUUCUUCUUCUUUGUGAUUGUCAUCCUCUUGGCGAUUAUUCAAGGUUUAAUCAUUGAUGCUUUUGGUGAAUUAAGAGACCAGCAAGAACAAGUUAGAGAGGAUAUGGAGACAAAAUGUUUUAUUUGUGGAAUUGGAAAUGAUUACUUUGAUACAACGCCUCAUGGGUUUGAAACACACACGUUACAAGAGCACAAUCUGGCCAAUUAUCUGUUCUUUUUCAUGUAUCUCAUUAAUAAGGAUGAAACAGAACACACUGGUCAGGAAUCCUACGUUUGGAAGAUGUAUCAAGAGAGAUGUUGGGACUUCUUCCCAGCAGGCGACUGUUUCCGUAAACAAUAUGAAGACCAGCUUGGAUAAUGAAUCACCAACAGCCAGAUCUAACUGGAAGGAGCCUGGGUCUGGACCAACCAUUAUCGUAUGGGACAUGUUUACCUAAAAACUACUCCUGCCCAACACGAUUACCAGCUGCUCGUCUGGAACAGAGUCAUUUCCUUAAUACCAAGGAUGUGUAUCAUUACACGAGUCAGGUGUCUAACAAAUGUGCAAUUAAAAACCCAGAUUUAUAGAACAAAAAAAAUAAAAUCAAUCACUACAAUAAACGGAUACUCUUACACAUGUAAUUAGCCAUAGUGCCAUUUGUUAAGUCACUGAAAACCAGAUCACAUACGGAGCAGAAAGGACCUACAGCCACAAGUUUACUUACGAACCAAUGAUAUUCAGCCUGACUGCACCCGCUCUCCCAGCUGUAGUAUCCACCAUCUAUUUUGUAUUCCUCUGUCACCAAACCACAGGCAGGAGUCUCGUUGCUAGACUCCUGCAAUAGCUGCCCCAGAAUACAAGGGCUAAUUGACAACCACAGGAAAUGCACAAUAUUUAUCUCCACACAAACUGCUGAAUGUUCUGUGCUCAUACAACAGUGAAACUUACAGAUUUACUGUCAAGUUUUUUGUUUUUUUUCUUCACAGUGCACUGUAGACCUCAUCCAGCAGUUAUAACCAGCCCCCGUGUCCGGAGACGCAUGCAUACGGUUUUCUCUAAGAUUUUUGUUCUUCUUUCUCUUACUUUACUCAGUGAGGCUUUUGAUGACGCCACUUAUCAGAAACCUGACGCUAGUCACAGACGCCAUGUUUAUCGAAGUUUGCUGCAUCUGUCUUUAAGAACGUUGCGAUCUUGAGCCUGAAAGAAUAGGAUAUUCUGAAAUGGUUAUAGACUUGGGUUAUUACAUGUGAGCUAUUGCACACAUUUGUGGUAUCAAAGUGGCUUACAGCUCCUAGGUACCAGUUUACCUAUGUAAGAUAGUCUAAGCUAGGAAGUCUGAUAGUAUUUAUCUCUAGUUUGUAAAAUUUCAGGCAGUAGAAGAAAAAGAAAAGGGGGAAAUUGCGACUUAAUGCUUUCUUCGACCCUGAACAUAACAGAUUAAGUGCCUUAAUCGUCUGUAGACGUAGCUAUGCAAGAUGUGUUUUUGUUUUUUUUAUGUUAGUAUAUUAGGUUGACGAAAUACACAAAGUUGUGCUGUUCUUUGUCUUACUGUAUGAAAUGAGAAACUGCAUUCUAUUGCUAUUUAGUUUUUCUUUCAAUGACAGUUUGCUGUUAUUUAAGGAAAUUGGAAUGUAUCUUAAAAUAUCUUUAAUUCUCUUACAUGGAAAUCUUAUGCCAAAUCCAAGCACUGCUUUCUGGUCAUUGGUAAGUGCUGUAGUGAAGCUGCUAACUUUAUGCAUUUUUCUUCAAAUAAAGUGCCCAUCGCAAUAAAUAAAUGAUUAACCAUACAA